Molecule: messenger RNA, 1463 nt
Organism: Brachypodium distachyon (stiff brome)
Lineage: Eukaryota; Viridiplantae; Streptophyta; Magnoliopsida; Poales; Poaceae
Product: WAT1-related protein At3g30340
Exons: 6
Coding region: 286-1329 (347 amino acids)
Cellular component (GO): plasma membrane
Molecular function (GO): transmembrane transporter activity
Source: RefSeq, a predicted model, not a curated record
AAGCACUUUGUACCAUUCCUCAACUCACUUUUGUCUUGGCCUGCCUUGCUCCAAUCAACAGUUCUUAGCAUCAGCAUUAGCAUUGCUCUCUCACAUAUAAAACUAGUAAUACUCUCUCACAUCACUGCCUGGUGACUGGUGUCUGGAAAGACAUUGCUUGUAUAAAUUAUUAGUAUGUAUUAUGUAUAUAAGGUGUCUAGGAUGAAGGAUGCCCUAACUAGCUAGCUAGUUAGUGCCCACCACCUAGGAUCUCCUUCAGGUUUGUAGAGAGAACAAUUGGGCUGGAUGGAGCUGCUGAAGCCGGUGGCCGCCAUGCUCGCCUUCGACACGCUCUUUGCCGUGAUGGCGGUGUUGGUUAAGAAGGCGUUGGAUAACGGCCUGAACCCUGUUGUCCUUAUCGCUCUGCGACAGUUUGUCGCCGUGGUCGUCCUAGCCCCAAUUGCCUACUUCAGAGAAAGGAAUGCAAGACCAAAAUUCACGAAGGAAAUCUUUGCCUACUUGUUCAUGAGUGCGCUACUUGGGGCACUGUUGUCUCAGUAUCUGUUCUUCUUGGGGUUAAGCUACACCACGGCAACACUCGCUGCAACCUUCUCCAAUAUGACUCCAGUUUUCACCUUCUUGGUCGCUGUCCCUCUCCGGCUGGAAACAGUAAGUGUGAAGAGCUUGGCAGGGCUGGCAAAGAUCGUCGGAACACUCACGUCGGUCGGUGGUGCGAUACUACUGAGCCUGUACAAGGGUGCUGCCCUGACUCACACAGCAUCUUCAGUCCAAGAACACACUGCAAGUGGUACUACCACCACUAGCAGCAGUAGCAAGGGGAGAUGGAUGUUGGGCUCGGCGUUGCUGCUGGUGAACUGCAUCGCCUUCUCAUUCUGGAUGCUGCUGCAAGGGAAGCUGACCAAGAAGUACCCUGCAGUCAUCUCCAGCACUGCAUUCAUGGCCCUGUUCAGCUCACUGCAAGCAGGGGCACUGGCACUGACCACACAGAGGCACCUCUCCGUGUGGCUGCUUCGAGGAAGUAUACAGAUCGCAACCGUUCUUUUUGCGGGAGUGGGAGUAUCAGGGAUAGGAUAUGUGCUGAUGACCUGGUGCAUCGAGAAGAGGGGGCCAGUGUUCACUGCAGGCUUCAUACCUCCCAUUCAGAUCAUAGCUGCAGUCCUUGAUCUCUUCAUCCUUCAUGAACAGCUUUACCUCGGAAGUGUUGUAGGUGCUGCUCUUGUGAUUGGAGGUCUCUAUCUUCUCCUCUGGGGAAAGAGCCAGGAAGCGUCAGCAACCGUUUUAUCAGCUAAAGGAGCGGAAGAAGACAGGGAGGAGCAAGUAAAUUUGUGAAGUGUAUGAGAGGACAUUCUUAGUGGCUACUGGCUAGUAUUUGCAAUGUCAACAAUCACCCUAAACGUUGCAACGUGCGAUUACAUAUAGCUUAAUUUCGAAUAAUCCAGUGUCAUAUUUAUGAUCAUUGUGCA